Molecule: messenger RNA, 4247 nt
Organism: Xenia sp. Carnegie-2017
Lineage: Eukaryota; Metazoa; Cnidaria; Anthozoa; Malacalcyonacea; Xeniidae
Product: ubiquitin carboxyl-terminal hydrolase 7-like
Exons: 46
Coding region: 261-3494 (1077 amino acids)
Biological process (GO): regulation of protein stability; protein deubiquitination
Cellular component (GO): cytosol; nucleus
Molecular function (GO): protein binding; cysteine-type endopeptidase activity; cysteine-type deubiquitinase activity
Source: RefSeq, a predicted model, not a curated record
CCACUCGGUCUUAGCAUGGCGACUGAAUAGGAAAAUGAUAAAGGAAUGUAAAACACAGUUUGGCAAACUAUUGUGAUGUUUAUAAGUUCUUGUCUUUCUUGUUUUUACGUGGUGUUCAACCCCUGAAGGGGAAACGUACCGAAAUUGGCCGCAUCGGAAGUAAGCACGCGAAAGUUUCCCAGGAAAGUUCGGAGGGAACUUUCGACUCCGCGAGAAAGAACUCCUUACGUCCUGAAGUGGAUAAACGUACGUCAGCGACCAUGAAUGGCCCUGUUUCAGACGAUAUGGACAAUGUGAACACGAAGGAAGAGCCAAUGGAUACAUCUGAAGCUGACCCAGGAGGAAAAAAUGAGGUGAAGACUGAAGUGGAAGAAGAUACUGCACGACCAGAAGGAGUGGUUCGAUUCGUCUUGAGAGAUUUUAGCCGCCUCAGAGAGACUAUACUUAGUGAUCCAAUAUACAUAAGAAAUCUACCUUGGCGUAUUAUGUGCAUUCAGCGGCAGACUAAUGGUCCGGACAAAAUAAAAUGUUUGGCAGUUUUUCUACAAUGUGAUCCUGAAACCGAGUCACUAUCCUGGUCUUGUAAUGCUGUGGCACAGUUGGUCCUGGUUAAUCAGAAAUGUCCAGAAAAAUCCUUUAAAAAAAAAAUUCAACAUUUAUUUUUUUCCAAAGAGAACGAUUGGGGUUUCAGUAAUUUUAAAGAAUGGCAGGAGAUCCUGAACCCAGAAAAUGGAUUCAUUGAUAAUGAUACAAUUAUUAUUGAGGCUCAUGUUGUUGCAGAAGCCCCACAUGGUGUUGCUUGGGAUUCAAAAAAACACACAGGUUAUGUUGGACUUAAAAACCAAGGAGCAACAUGCUAUAUGAAUUCACUUCUUCAAACAUUGUUCUUCACAAAUAAAUUAAGAACGGCUGUUUACCAAAUGCCAACCUCUCACGAUGAUCCACAAAGAAGCGUGGCAUUCAAUUUACAGCGAGUGUUCUAUGAACUUCAGUUCAGUGAUAAAGCUGUUGGUACAAAGAAGCUUACGAGAUCGUUUGGAUGGGAAACUCUUGACAGCUUCAUGCAACAUGAUGUACAAGAGCUGUGCCGAGUGUUGUUGGAUAACAUGGAAAGCAAAAUGAAGGGCACUUGUGUUGAGGGCGUGAUUCCAAAACUUCUAGAAGGAAAGAUGUGUUCUUACAUCAAGUGUACCAAUAUCGAAUACGUCUCGUCGAGGAUAGAAUCAUUUUAUGAUAUUCAACUGAAUGUGAAAGGGAAAAAAGAUAUAUACGAGUCUUUCAAAGAAUACAUAGCCGUCGAAACAUUAGACGGCGAUAACAAAUACGAUGCGGGUGAUCAUGGAAUGCAGGAAGCUAAAAAAGGAGUGAUAUUUCAUAGUUUUCCCACAGUACUACAUUUACAACUGAUGAGAUUUCAAUAUGAUCCCGUAGCUGAUGCCAAUGUAAAAAUAAAUGACAGAUAUGAAUUCUUUGAAAAAAUCGACCUCAGCAGUUUUCUUGAGGAAUCAAAACAGACCAAGGCUACCUACACCUUGCAUGCUGUUCUUGUGCACAGCGGUGAUAAUCAUGGCGGACACUACGUUGUAUAUAUUAAUCCAAAAGGCGAUGGAAAGUGGUGUAAAUUUGACGAUGACGUUGUGUCUUUGGCGUCGAAAAAGGAAGCGGUCGAUCAUAAUUUCGGCGGAUAUGACGAUGACAUAUCAGUGAAGUACUGUACAAAUGCGUAUAUGUUGGUGUAUAUUAAAGAUAGUUGUUUAGACGAUGUGCUCGAUACAAGUGGAGUUCAUGAAAUUCCCAAAGAACUUGAUGAAAAAUUAAAGGAGGAAAAACGUUAUGAGGCCCAAAGGCGGAAAGAAAGAAGUGAAGCUCAUUUAUACAUGACUGUCGAGAUAAUUACCGAAGAUCAAUUUAGUGGACAUCCGGGAAACGAUCUUUACGAUGGUAAAAAGCUUUUGUCAAAGAUUUUUAAAAUACUAAAGGAGGAUACUUUGAAAAAGGCUAUAGAGAUAUUUGCCGACGCUCUGGGUUACAAGCCAAAUCAAAUUCGUCCAUGGCCUUUUCAAAGUCGUAAAAAUAAUACAUAUCGUGUGGGAACAAUCGAUAUAGAAAAUGCUCGCUUGAAGAAGAUCAUCGAGGCUGUCGACAAUGAAAAUGAAUGCUGUUUAUUUAUUGAAACUACACAUCCUGGUUCUCCCGAUGCUGUUCUUCCAAAAUUUGAUGUUAAACUUGAUAUUAUGCUGUUUUUCAAAUAUUACGACCCAAAAUCGGAGUCAAUGUCCUACUGCGGACAUGCAUAUAUUCCAAUGUCAAGUAAAAUUUCGACGCUCCUUCCAAUGUUGUGCGAAAGGGCGCAUUUACCAAAAGAUACUCCUUUGAUGUUGUUCGAGGAAGUGAGGCCAGGUUUGACUGAACAUUUUAAAGAUUUGAACUUGUCUAUUGAGGAUCUUGAAGAUAUCAUGGACGGAGACAUAAUCUGCUUUCAAAGGAAAGACAUUGACCUAGAGGAGUUUAAGCUGAGAACGUGUAUCGACUACUUUCGUGAUUACCACAAUCGUAUGGACAUCACUAUGGUCGACAAAAGUUCACCCAGCGAUCCUGGUUUUAAUGUUAUACUAUCAUCGAGAAUGAAUUAUACGCAGAUGGCGGAGAAAGUGGCCUGGCAUCUUGACGUUGAUCCCAGAAAGAUCCAGUUUUUCAAAGCACAAUUAUAUGGUGGAGGACUUCCUGCAAAUCCCAUAAAAUGUACAUACGAGGGAACAUUACGAGAUCUUAUGAUGUACAGUCCAAAAUCACCGAAAAAACUCUAUUAUCAACUUUUGUCCAUACCUAUUGAUGAACUAGAGAAUAAAAGACAGGUCAAGUGUGUUUGGGUCAGUAAAGACCUCAAAGUACAGAAAGAACUUGUUUUGUAUCCCGAUAAAAAUGGCAACGUCGGCGAUCUUUUACGAGAAGCAAGAAAACAUAUGAACGACAGCUCGCUACAAUUAAGAGUGUUAAUGGUUUUAAGCUGUAAGAUACAAGAGAUUUUACACGAGGAUAGCGAUCUAGAGAUGUUCCAUACUUAUGCUUCAACGCGCACUUAUAGAAUCGAGGAAAUACCAGCUGACCAAGUACACGUCAGCGAAGAUGAAGAAUUGAUACCGGUUGCGCAUUUCAACAAGGAUACCUAUCAAACGUUUGGCACUCCGUUUCUUUUGAAAAUAUGCGAUAAAGAGACGUUUUCAAAUGCAAUGGAUCGAGUUAAACGGAAAUUAGACAUGUCUGAUAAAGAAUUUGAAAAGAUAAAAUUUGCUUUGGUUAAGAGUGGAAGGCCAAUAUAUAUUCAAGAUGAAGUCGAUAAAGAAAUCCAAAUACAAGAUUUUCGGCCUGCAUCAACAAUAAAGCUUCCUAACAAUUCUCUCUCUCGACCAUGGUUGGGCUUGGAUCAUGUUGACAAAGCUCCCAAGAAGUCACGUUACAAUUACCUUGAACGUUCUAUCAAGAUCCAUAAUUGAUCAUGAAUGUCCAGAAGAAAAAUUAUUUAAAUGUAUUUAAAAUGCCACAUUUUAGGCUUGUAGUAGAGAUUUGUUAUGACACUUUUCUAUUUUAAGCAAAUCUGGACAUAAUUAGAUCAAUCUAAUUUGUUUCGAUUCCCAUUUGCUCAGUCUGUAUUAAAUAAUUUUUUAUUUAAUUUUUCAUUGUUUGACCUGAUGCUUUGAUGGGCAAAUUAGAAUGGUUCCAAAUUGCUUGAUGGGCAAAUUAGAAUGGUUCCAAAUUGCUUGAUGGGCAAAUUAGAAUGGUUCCAAAUUGCUUGAUGGACAAAUUAGAAUGGUUCCAAAUUGCUUGAUGGGCAAAUUAGAAUGGUUCCAAAUUGCUUGAUGGGUAAAUUAGAAUGGUUCCAAAUUGCUUGAUGGGCAAAUUAGAAUGGUUCCAAAUUGCUUGAUGGGCAAAUUAGAAUGGUUCCAAAUUACAUCUCAUUUAUAAACUACAGAGAUGUGUUUUCAUGUUUAUUUAGAUUCAAGUUAUCAAAUCUAAACAUUAGCUUUCGUUUGACAUGUAAACUUUGCAUACAUUUUCUGAACUAGUUAAACAAGCUUUGCUAUCAUUAAAUUGGAAUCGCCAUAACUCAUAUUCCUGUUGCGUUAAUUGAAUGCAUGAAAAUGUUAACAAAGUUUACUUGUCAAUAGUACUCAUGGAAUUUCCUGACAAAGUGUAAAUAAAAGUCAAAGUUGCUUUGCAAUUUAAUAACACAAGAAUUCACUUUCACA